This is a messenger RNA of Arabis nemorensis, 2181 nucleotides long. NCBI's taxonomy places the organism in Eukaryota, Viridiplantae, Streptophyta, Magnoliopsida, Brassicales, Brassicaceae. The record is from the annotation of a GenBank genome assembly.
AUGGAGUCUAGCCGUGAUGACAGUUCAAGUGAUGAACGGGAAAUUUCGAUGAACAACAAUCAGGAUAAGAAGUACCAUCGCCACUCAAAUGCUCAGAUUGAAAGGCUUGAAGCGUAUUUCAAGGAAUGUCCUCAUCCAGAUGAUUCGCAGAGACAAAAUUUGAGUGAAGAACUGAAUCUGAAACCGAAACAAAUUAAGUUUUGGUUUCAGAACAAAAGAACACAAACCAAAGCCCAGAAUGAAAAGGCAGACAACACAGUGCUUAAAGCAGCGAACAUGAGAAUCAGGCUUGAGAACGAAGCAAUGCGAAACGCUCUUGAGACUGUGAAUUGUCCUCCAUGUGGUGGCCCUCCUCUUGGGAAAGAAGAGCGUGAACUCAGUCUCCAAAAGCUGCGUUCGGAAAACGCAAAUCUCAAAGAACAUUAUGAAAAGCUCAAAAGUUUCGUGAACCAGCAGCAGGGAGGCCACUCAAUCCCUAGCGUCGAUACCUUACCCUUCAUCCAUGGUCCAUCAUCCUACGCAUCGACCUCCACUAAUAAUUUCCAUGUGUCGCAUGGUUCCUCCUCCCAAAAUCCCCUCGAGCCACCAAGCAUGUUAAGUGGACCAUACACUCGUGACAACACCAACAUCAUCCGAGUGCCUCAGCCUCCUCAGCCGCAACGACUACCGAUGCAAAUUCAGCAUUUCCAACCGCUGUCUCAAGUGGAGAAAAUAAUGAUGUCUGAAAGGGCAUUAAACGCCGUGUCAGAGGUUAGGAGACUGGUUCAAACUGAAGAACCAAUGUGGACUAAGUCGUCUAUCGAUGGUAGACUCGUCAUUGAUCAAGAGAACUAUGAGAAGCUGUUUAAAAAGAACCAUCUUAAGAGCCCAAAUGCUCGUCCUGAGUCUUCUAAGGAUGUCGUAGUGGUUCCAAUGGAUCCAAGAACCUUGAUCGACGUGUUCUUUCAUACGGAGAAAUGGGCGAGGGUUUUCCCAACAAUUGUCAACGAAGCUAAAACGAUUCACGUGCUGGAUCCCAUGAACCAUGAAGGACAAAACUUUUUGACAUUGGUGUAUGAGCAACUGCACAUAUUGUCGCCAUUGGUGCCACCAAGAGAGUUCAUGGUCCUAAGAUGUUGUCAACAAAUGGAAGAAAAUCUCUGGGUGAUUGCUGACGUGUCGCAUAAUCUUCCAAACGUUGACUUUGAGUUUGCAAGUCCGAUUUGCUUCAAACGUCCCUCUGGUUGUGUCAUCCAAGCCUUGCCCAAUGGUCACUCUAAGGUGACUUGGGUGGAGCACGUGGAAAUAGAUGAUCAUAAAAUGAAGCCACAUCGGCUUUACAAAGACCUCGUAUGCGGCGGCUCCGGCUACGGAGCUCGCCGUUGGACAGUUACUCUUGCGAGAAUGUGUGAGAGGCUGUCUCUCUCCUCCAUCUCUGCCUUCCCCACCACCGACUACGGCGGAGUUGUGAAAACAACAGAAGCAAGAAAGAGUGUGAUGAACUUAGGAGAACGAAUGAUGAGAAACUUUGCCUGGACUCUGAAAAUGUCUCAGAAGUUAGAUUUCUCGCAACUGUCUGAAACCAACAACAGCGGAGUUAGGCUUUCGGUGCGAAUGAACACGGGACCUGGUCAACCACCUGGUCUCAUUGUGUGUGCUGGUUCAUCAUUAUGUCUCCCUCUGCCUCCUCUCCAAGUCUACAAUUUCCUUCAGAAUAUCGAGAUUCGUCACCAGUGGGACGUUCUCUGCCAUGGUAUUCCUGCUGCUGAGCAAGCUCGCUUUGUCACUGGAACAGACCCUAAGAAUUGUGUGACUAUCCUCCGGCCUACUAGUGCAACGACGCCCAGUGAGAUGAUGAUAAUACAAGAUGCCUACAUAGAUGCAUUAGGAGGUAUGGUGGUCUACGCUCCAAUGGACCUAAACACUGCGUACAACGCCGUUUCAGGCCAAGUCGAUCCUGCUCAUAUCACAAUCCUCCCUUCCGGAUUCGUUAUCUCCCGCGACGGCCGUCCCACCCCCACCGCCCAACUCGAAGGUGGCCCCGACUAUAGCACCACACUCGUCACGGUGGCUUUCCAGAUCCUUGUCGCCGGUGGUCCGAACUACGGUGAAGAUAUCAACAUGGAUGAAUCUACGACCGCUGUCAAUACCUUGGUUAGCUCCACCGUUCAAAGGAUCAAAGCCAUGCUUAAUUGUGAGUGA